CGGGGGCAGAAGGCAGCGUCCCGGAGCUCCACGUGUGGGCCACGCAACCCGGCAGCCCGUUGCUAGGUAACUGCAUCUCCCCUCACUGCCCCAGCACGUCGUCCUGAGCCGCCCGCCCUGUCUUCCAGCCACCUUCUGCAGAGUCUCAAACACCGUCAGCAGUGGGACCCUGAAGGCCGAAGGGAGAAGCAAGAGCGCAGCCACCACCCCCUGAGCCACCUGCGGCUCUGCCACCCACCAUUUUCACUGUGAAGAGUCAGCUGCCUGGGCCGGGAGGUCACUGCCGCCAUGAGUCUGGGCAUCAUGGAAGAGGAAGACCUGGCCGAGUACUUCCGGCUGCAGUAUGGGGAGCGGCUGCUGCAGAUGCUGCAGAAGUUCCCCAAUGUUCACGGAGAGUUGGAGUCGCCAUCCAUCCGGCUACUGGAGAAGAAAAAGGAGAUGAAGAUGAUGCAUCAUGCUAUGGUGCAGAAGAAGAAGAUGUUUCAGCUCAGAAUGGAAAGCCUGAACCUGCGCUGGGAGGAACUUGGCGUUAAGGAAGCCCAGCUGAAGGCUCACAUCCAGAAGUUUGAGCAGUUCAUCCAGGAGAAUGACCAGAAACGGAUCCGAGCCAUGAAGAAAGUCAACAAGGAGCGAGAACUCAGAUGUCAGCACCUGCGGGAGCUGACCAGGGGCAAGCAGGAGAUGGUGGCGCUGCGGCUGGAGCACCAGCGGCUGAGCGCCAAGCUGCAGGACUACUCCAUCUUCAACAAGUACCUAGAGAAAGUGGUGGAGAACUCCGAGUUCGAGGAGAUCCAUGAGGUGAUCGCGCGCUACAAGACGCUGGUGAGCAUGCACCACGACCUCAUGCAGUCUGCGCAGGAGGGGCAGGAGAAGAUUGAGCGCGCCAAGGCCCGGCUGGCACACUACAUGGAAGAGAAGGAUGAUGAAAUCCUGCAGCAAAACAAUGAGCUGGCAAGGCUGCAGAUGCGCUUUGACCGUGCCCGCAGCAACGUCAUCAUCUGGGAAUCUCGAUGGGCACAUAUCCAGAACACCGCUGCCAAGAAGACCCUCCUGCUUGGCACCAUUAAGAUGGCCACGCUGAACCUCUUCCAGAUUGUGAGCAAGCAGCUGAAGGAGGCAACUGAGGUGGCGCUGGAGGACACACACAAGCAGCUGGACAUGAUCCAGCAGUUUAUCCAAGACCUGUCGGACAUCUGGGCAGAGGUGAAAAAGAAGGAACAACAGCAAGUCCGAGUCUAAGGCAGCAGCCUGGUUCCAGAACGCCCUGAGACGGAGACCGUGAGAGGAUAAGCCGGGAACUGCAGUCCAGUCAGUUCAGCGGGGACCAAAACCCCUGUGCCUUCCUGCUGGGGAGCACCUGGCUGUUUUCCCCUUGGGCCUCACUCAAUCCCUGAAAACAGUCAAUGUUAUAAGAAGUGUGUUCUCAAGUUC
This is a messenger RNA of Saimiri boliviensis boliviensis (Bolivian squirrel monkey), 1431 nucleotides long. It is a transcript of the gene CCDC42, whose product is annotated as coiled-coil domain containing 42. The record is from RefSeq and is a predicted model, not a curated record. Gene Ontology annotation, biological process: spermatid development. NCBI's taxonomy places the organism in Eukaryota, Metazoa, Chordata, Mammalia, Primates, Cebidae.